AUGACGGCCAUAUUCCUGGGCCUCGUAAUCCUCGUCGUGGCCGCGCUGCUGGCCGCCAUUGGUGUGAGCGUGACGAUCAACACGCGGAGGCUGCGCGAGAAGACAGCAAUGCUGGCGGCGCUCAAGGAGCAGGCGGAGGUGGCGGAGCGCAACAAGAGUGUGUUUGUUGCCAACACCGCGCAUGAGCUGCGCACGCCCAUCAAUGGCAUGGAAGGCAUGCUCAAGCACCUGGACGAGAGGGGGCUGGACGAGGAGCAGAAGGAAGACGUGGGGGCAGUGGUGGAGCAGGCGGAGAAGAUUCUGAGCCUUGUCAACACGGUGCUGGACGUGUGCAAGGCUGAGGCGGGCCGCCUGCACCUGGAGAGCCUGCCAUUCGACCUGCGCUCGUGGCUGCGCGACGCGCUGCACUCACACGUGCACGCUGCUCAGGAGCAAGGCUUGAACUUCACAUGGCAUGUGGAUGGUGAUGUGCCCAGUGUGGUGGUGGGGGACUACCUUCGCCUGCAGCAAGUGGUGGACAGAAUAGUUGACAACGCCGUCAAGUUCACGAGCAGCGGAGGCGUGUGCGUGCGGGUGCAGUGCCUCCCCCCCCACACCCACAUCCCCGCCCACCUGCUCUCCCUCGGCUGCCUCGUCACUGAACCCACCCCCUGCUGCUCCUCGCCUGCCGCUGCUACCACUGCUGCAAAACCCGCUGCUGCUGCUACUGCUGCUGCUGCGAGUGCAGCUGGGCAUCGGGUGGGAGCGGGAGAGCCGCUAAUUAGGGCGUCGUUGUGGGAGCAGGUGGGGCAGCGAGGGCUGGCGAGGGUGGUGACGGGCGCAUGCAGUGAGUGGGUGGUCCAGCGAGGCCUGGCUGCGCAGUGCCUGGAGUGCUACUGGCGCAUGCCCCCGGUUCAGGAGGGGGGGCCGGAGCAGGAGGAGAGCGAGGAGAAGGGGGGGCGUGAGGAGAGGGAGGAGGGGGAGGAGAGGGUAAGCGUUCGGGAACAAAGUGAUGCGUACCAAGAAAGCGGGGGAGAUGGGGGAGGCGAGAGGCCUGGGGGAGCCCAAGUGGGCGAUGCGGGGUGUAGAGAGACAGGCGCAGCGUUGAUCCCUCUGCGACCACGUGCUGCUGUGCACGGAGCAGCGAGUGCUGGUGAGGAUGCUGGGAGUGCAGCAGGGAGCACAGCUCCAGGGGAUGGUGCUGUGGGCUCGUGGAGGAGAGCUGUGGGGCGGUGUUGGCGCGCACGGGGCAGGGAGCAAGGCACGGAGGCAGAGGGGGGAGGUGACAGGCGGUGUGUGGUGGUGCUGACGUGUGAGGACACAGGGUGUGGCAUUGCAGAGGAGGUGCAGCGCCACGUGUUUCAGGCGUUCAUGCAGGUGAGCCCUGCCCCUCAUGCAGGUGAGCCCUACCCCAUGCAUGCCGCAUCAUGCCAUGUACCAUGCAGACCAACCGUGGCGCUCAUGGGAGGCAGGAUUGGGCUGCUCAGCACAGAAAGUCACGGCACCACCCUGCAUGUCACUCUGCCCAUGGCCGUUGCUGCUGCCACUGCUGCUGCACCUGUGGGUGGUAACCCGGGUUUAGCCAGCGCCAACACCUCUGGGCCGCAGGCUACCUGUGCUGCUUCCUCCUCUUCUGGCGACGAAGCAGCUGUCCCAAGGGCAGUGGAGACGAAGAGUGCGAGUGAGAGUCUGAAGGAGUUGCUGCAGGGCAAGGCGAUUCUGGUGGUGGACGACAACGCCAUCAACCGGCGGGUGGCAGCCAGCACGCUGGCGCGGUACGGGGCGCAGGUGGCGCUGGCAGAGUCGGGCGACGCCGCGCUGCGCCUGCUGCAGGCGCCCCACUCCUUCCGCCUCGUGCUCAUGGACCUCCAGAUGCCCGGCCUCGACGGUUUCCACACCACCGCCCGCCUGCGCGCCCUCGAGGCCCAAGCCAACACAGCCCAUGAGGGUUUGCAGGGAGGGCAGGAGGCUAAGGAGGAGCAGGGGGGGCAGGGGAGUCAAGGCGUGCAGUGCAUGGCAGAGGUGGGGAAGAGGGGGACGGAGGGCGGGUCGGGGGGCUGGCAGGGGCAGCAGCACAUCCAUGUGGUGGCCAUGUCAGCAGAUGUGGACAGCACUGUUGCCGCCCGUGCCACACAGGCUGGCAUGGAUGGUGCUGUGCAGAAGCCACUCAACGAGAGGCUGCUGCUGCAGGUGCUUUCAACACUAAAUGGUUUGUAA
Messenger RNA from Closterium sp. NIES-65, 2196 nucleotides. Lineage: Eukaryota; Viridiplantae; Streptophyta; Zygnematophyceae; Desmidiales; Closteriaceae. The record is from the annotation of a GenBank genome assembly.